GGUCACGGGGUGUCCUGACGUCCAAGGGAGGCCUCGCCAGUCUCUUUGAAGGUCUCCCCGGUCACGUCUGGCCUGGGGGCAGGGAGAGAGACCUGGGUGGAGAAAGAAUUGGAGUUGGCACAAGGCCCCCUCGGUAGGCAGGUCUGCGGCCAGCCUGUCUCUUUAAAUCUCAGGUAAUCUGGGAGGAGGGAGGGAGUGUCCCGCAGUUCCCGCUCCUCCCGCUCACUGCCAGCGGGAGCUCCGGACAGGCCAGCCCUGCAGAGUCCUGGCUGGCUCUGCCAGGUGUAACAAACUCGCAGUCCUCUCCAGUCUGGCUGGGGCUGCUGGGAGACUCCCAAGGAACUCGCCACGAAGGCAGGAGACAGGAGACGGGACCUCUACAGGGAGAGGGCGGGCCGGCCCUUGGGGGGGCCGAUGUGGCCCCAAGGCUGAGUCCCGUCAGGGUCUGGCCUCGUCCUCAGCCCCCCAAGGAGCCGGCCCUACACCCCAUGGGGUUGUCACUGCCCCAGGAGAAAGGGCUAAUUCUCUGCCUCUGGAGCAAGUUCUGCAGAUGGUUCCAGAGACGGGAGUCCUGGGCUCAGAGCCGAGAUGAGCAGAACCUACUGCAGCAGAAGAGGAUCUGGGAGUCUCCUCUCCUUCUAGCUGCCAAAGAGAAUGAUGUCCGGGCCCUGAGCAAGCUGCUCAAGUAUGAGGACUGCGAGGUGCACCAGAGAGGAGCCAUGGGGGAAACAGCGCUACACAUAGCAGCCCUCUACGACAACCUGGAGGCCGCCAUGGUGCUGAUGGAGGCUGCCCCGGAGCUGGUCUUUGAGCCGAUGACAUCUGAGCUGUAUGAGGGUCAGACUGCACUGCACAUCGCUGUUGUGAACCAGAACGUGAACCUGGUCCGAGCCCUGCUCGCCCACAGGGCCAGUGUCUCUGCCAGAGCCACGGGCACUGCCUUCCGCCGCAGUCCCCAUAACCUCAUCUACUUUGGGGAGCACCCUUUGUCCUUUGCUGCCUGUGUGAACAGCGAGGAGAUCGUGCGGCUGCUCAUUGAGCAUGGAGCCGACGUCCGGGCCCAGGACUCGUUGGGAAACACAGUGUUACACAUCCUCAUCCUCCAGCCCAACAAAACCUUUGCCUGCCAGAUGUACAACUUGCUGCUGUCCUACGACAGACAUGGGGACCACCUGCAGCCCCUGGACCUCGUGCCCAAUCACCAGGGUCUCACCCCCUUCAAGCUCGCCGGAGUGGAGGGUAACACUGUGAUGUUCCAGCACCUGAUGCAGAAGCGGAAGCACACCCAGUGGACCUAUGGACCACUGACCUCCACCCUCUAUGAUCUCACGGAGAUUGACUCCUCCGGGGAUGAGCAGUCCCUGCUGGAACUUAUCAUCACCACCAAGAAGCGGGAGGCUCGCCAGAUCCUGGACCAGACACCAGUGAAGGAGCUGGUGAGCCUCAAGUGGAAGCGGUAUGGGCGGCCUUACUUCUGCGUGCUGGGUGCCAUAUACCUGCUGUACAUCAUCUGCUUUACCAUGUGCUGCGUCAACCGCCCUCUGAAGCCCAGGACCAAUAACCGCACAAGCUCCCGGGACAACACUCUCUUACAGCAGAAGCUAUUUCAGGAAGCCUACGUGACCCCUAAGGAUGACAUCCGGCUGGUGGGGGAGCUGGUAACUGUCAUUGGGGCUGUCAUCAUCCUGCUGGUAGAGAUUCCGGACAUCUUCAGAAUGGGAGUCACUCGCUUCUUUGGACAGACCAUCCUUGGGGGUCCAUUCCAUGUCCUCAUCAUCGCCUAUGCCUUCAUGGUGCUGGUGACCAUGGUGAUGCGGCUCACCAGUGCCAAUGGGGAGGUGGUGCCUAUGUCCUUUGCCCUGGUGCUGGGCUGGUGCAACGUCAUGUACUUCGCCCGAGGAUUCCAGAUGCUGGGCCCCUUCACCAUCAUGAUCCAGAAGAUGAUUUUUGGCGACCUGAUGCGCUUCUGCUGGCUGAUGGCUGUGGUCAUCCUGGGCUUCGCUUCAGCCUUCUAUAUCAUCUUCCAGACAGAAGACCCGGAGGAGCUGGGCCACUUCUACGACUACCCCAUGGCCCUGUUCAGCACCUUUGAGCUGUUCCUCACCAUCAUUGAUGGCCCUGCCAACUACAACGUGGACCUGCCCUUCAUGUACAGCAUCACCUAUGCUGCCUUUGCCAUCAUCGCCACACUGCUCAUGCUCAACCUCCUCAUCGCCAUGAUGGGUGACACUCACUGGCGAGUGGCCCACGAGCGGGAUGAGCUGUGGAGGGCCCAGAUCGUGGCCACCACGGUGAUGCUGGAGCGGAAGCUGCCUCGCUGCCUGUGGCCUCGCUCUGGGAUCUGCGGACGGGAGUAUGGCCUGGGGGACCGCUGGUUCCUGCGGGUGGAAGACAGGCAGGAUCUCAACCGGCAGCGGAUCCAGCGCUACGCACAGGCCUUUCACACCCGGGGCUCCGAGGACUUGGACAAAGACUCAGUGGAAAAACUGGAGCUGGGCUGUCCCUUCAGCCCCCACCUGCCCCUUCCUACACCCUCAGUGUCUCGAAGUACCUCCCGCAGCAGUGCCAACUGGGAAAGGCUUCGGCAAGGGACCCUGAGGAGAGACCUGCGUGGGAUAAUCAACAGGGGUCUGGAGGACGGGGAGGGCUGGGAAUACCAGAUCUGACUGUGUGCUGUCACUGGGCUUCCUGGAACGUGCUCUCAUUUUCCUGGGAGCAUCAAACAAAACAAAACCCAAACACCCAGAGGUCUCAUCUCCCAGGCCCCAGAGGAGAAAGGGGGAGUAGCAUCAACGCCAAGGAAUGCACGUGAGAAUAACUCUUGCAACCUGCGUUACUCCUUCAGCCCUGGGGCAGAUGGAGCUCAGCCCAAGCACAGGACUGGCAGGCGUGAGAAGCUCUCCUGCGGCCACUCCUCACCCCUUCCGACAGUAGCACUGCACGUCAGAGCACUUUAAAAACAGGCCAGCCUGCUCAGGCACUCAGUCUCCAACCCAGGGUCAUGAGUGGGGGGAGAGAGAGAAAGAGAGAGAGCACCCUUCCCAGGGCACCAGGCAGGUGCAGGGAGGCACAGAGCUUGUGGAAAGUGUGUGUGUGAGAGAGAGAGGAUUGGCUCUGGGGUGGGGUGAAGUGGGGCUAAGUCUUGCCAAUUCCACCUUCAAUAAAGUCGUUCUCCGAUCCCUG
This is a messenger RNA of Callithrix jacchus (white-tufted-ear marmoset), 3183 nucleotides long. RefSeq names its product transient receptor potential cation channel subfamily V member 6 (gene TRPV6). Gene Ontology annotation, biological process: calcium ion import across plasma membrane. Gene Ontology annotation, molecular function: protein binding; calcium channel activity. Gene Ontology annotation, cellular component: plasma membrane. The record is from RefSeq and is a predicted model, not a curated record. Lineage: Eukaryota; Metazoa; Chordata; Mammalia; Primates; Cebidae.